AUGAGCGACGUAAAAAUCACAACAACCAUUGCCGGCUGUUCUAACUGUAGUAAUUUUGAUUAUGCAUGUUUCAUUGCUGAAAAUGUGAGUAAAUUAUUACCAAAUUUUACAAUCAAAAUCGUAUCAAAAUCAGCAUCUGAGUGGGAGGAGUGGUUAACAAAUCAAUGUAAAACUUAUGAAUGGUCUCAUGAUGAAUCGCCAUUGAUUUGGAGAGAAAUAGGAAUCAGAGAUGAAAAACGCACAUAUAUUGGUGGUAUAAUGGAAUUCAGAAUAUUUAUUAAUAAAUAUUAUGGGAUAGAUACUAACAUUUCUAAAGAAGAUAAAAGUGGAUUGAACUGUGAUUAUGAAUCAGCAAAAAAUUAUGCUAAAGAAAGACAGAAAAAUGCAAGAAGAAAUAUUCUGCACAUUACUAUUUCUGGUGCUGGGCGGUCAGUAUGCCCUGAUCUUGUGGCACAACUAGCAACAGAAAAAAACAUAAGUCGAAAUGGUAUCACUAUUCACCUCUAUGAUCCAUCUGGACAUUCUUUCAAACUUAAUGAUAUUCUCAAAGAUGCAAGAGCUCUCAGUGGAGUACUAUGGGAUAUUUAUGUUGCAGAAAGCUUAUCAGAUUGUCUAAUGAAUUGUGAUAUUUUGAUAAUUUUAGAACACAUUAUUAGAGAAGAUACAGAAACUACUCAAAAUUGGUUACAAAGAAAUUACGAUACUUUUAAUGAUGUAGCUAAAAAUAUAAAUAUUUAUGCACCAUCAUAUAUGAAAGUGAUAUUUUGUUCUACGGGGCCAGCUUGUUUUGCUGCAAAUUUAUUGGCUAAAAAAGCAACAAAACUGAGUAAAAAUAACAUUGUAGCGAUAGCUGCUCAUUAUGGUUUAGAAAUGAUGUACCAAUUCAUGAAAUCAGUGGAUAUGAAUAUUGAAGGAAUAAGUUCUCCGCCAGUCUGGGGAUUUUUAGGAAUAAAUCAUUUCAUUGAUAUUGAUCAAGUAAUAAAAAAUUGCACUGUCAAUUUACCAAACAAAAGAGCUUUCAAAAAUUCAAAUUUCUUGUUACCAUCAAAAUUUAAAUAUCAAGAAUUUAGACGACUAUUUUAUCUAAGUCACGAUAAAGAUCCACAUAAACUUCUUGCUAAACGAAAGGCAACCUGUUGGUACCAAGUCGGAAGAACCGAAGAUUAUCAAAAAUGUAAAGCCAUUUGUAAUCUUUUGAAAAUGUGGUAUUCAGAAGAUUACUCAAAAAUCGGCGAUGAAAUUAUAUUUUUAGGCGUACCUUCGAAUGGCAAUUUUAAUUUACCGACAAAUAUUUACUUUUCGCAACCUGUUCGUCUAAAAGUUUUGAAAGAUCAUUCAAGAAUAUGGACAAGUUGUUCUGAUUACCCAGCACCAAGUGACCCUGUGAUUAUUCAAAAUUUUGUGGAAACAGCAAAAAUUAUUUUAAAAAACAUGAAACUCAUCGAUGACGAAGAUAUGUAA
Messenger RNA from Trichogramma pretiosum, 1461 nucleotides. RefSeq names its product putative malate dehydrogenase 1B. Gene Ontology annotation, biological process: malate metabolic process; tricarboxylic acid cycle; oxaloacetate metabolic process. The coding region runs from base 1 to 1461 and encodes 486 amino acids. The record is from RefSeq and is a predicted model, not a curated record. The transcript has 7 exons. Gene Ontology annotation, molecular function: L-malate dehydrogenase (NAD+) activity. NCBI's taxonomy places the organism in Eukaryota, Metazoa, Arthropoda, Insecta, Hymenoptera, Trichogrammatidae.